GUGAAUGUUGGUGUUAGAUUCUGGGUUUGAACUUUGAAGUUUUCCUUGUUUACACAGAGGGAAAGGAGUUGAAGAUUUGAGUUUUGGGUAUUCUAUAAAGGACAAAGAUUUAAUUUUUCUUGAGACUUGUAUUCAAUGUUUGCUUCUUUGGUGGUUGGGCCUCAUGAGUGUUCAUAUUUGAUGCAAUUAAGGUGAAGAAAGACGAAAGAUAUAUGUUUGAACUGUGACAAACUUCGUAGCAUGGACUCCCAUCAAUUUUUUGGAUAUGGUAUAAAUGGAGCGGAUUUUGCAUACUCUUCGUAUCCCGAUAUUGCUUCAAUACCUACUAGGCAUAUUGGAUCGUUAAAAUUCGACUCAAGAACUUCCCCGAAUUCGCCUUUUGCAACUCACUUCGAUCCUCAGACCCCGACCUCUCUAAGCGACAGCCAGGAGCAACAGAGCUCCACUGAUAAUCUUUCGGGAAUCAGUGCUUCGAGCAAUUCUCUACUGGAUUAUAGCAGUUACCUCCAAGAAAGUCUGCUAAUUCCUUCGGGUUCGACUUCUUUUCAUCGUAAUCAGAAGGGAAAACAUGUUUUAUGGCAGCACCAAGAACCAUUAGGCCAGAAGUCUAGGUCUUGGAGCCAGGAAGGGCAGAUUUCGGGCCUGAUUGAGUUUCAGCCGUCUCGUGUCUCGUCGAUUGGAAAACCCGAUGGGAGUGUUCAUAGCCUAAAACGCUACAAAACCGUGCAGGACUUUCCCUUGCAGGGUGUUCCUCAGGGCAAUAUAAAACAGCUUCUCAUUGCGUGUGCUCGGGCUCUACUUGCUGAAAAUAAAGACCAUUUCGAUAGACUGGUUGAAGAAGCUCGUGUUUCUGUGUCCAUCACCGGGGAUCCUAUUCAGCGCCUCGGGGCUUACAUGAUAGAAGGGCUAGUUGCGAAGAAAGAGGCAUCGGGGGCCAACUUUUAUCGGGGUUUGAAGGGUAAAGAGCCAGCGGGGAAGGACUUACUCUCCUACAUGCACAUCUUGUAUGAAUUGUGCCCUUAUCUGAAGUUCGGUUAUAUGGCUGCGAAUGGUGCCAUAGCAGAUGCGUGCAGAAACGAAGACCGAAUCCACAUUAUCGACUUCCAAAUCGGGCAAGGGACUCAAUGGAUGACUCUUCUACAAGCACUUGCUGCAAGGCCUAGCGGUGCCCCUCGUGUGAGAAUCACGGGGAUUGAUGACCCGGUUUCACAAUAUGCUCGGGGAGAUGGUUUAGCAGCCGUGGGGAAACAGCUAGCUGCGAUAUCCGAGAAGUUCAGUAUCCCGGUUGAGUUUCAUGCGGUGCCCGUUUUCGCUCCAAAAGUCACCCGGGAUAUGUUGGAUAUAAGGCCCGGCGAGUCACUGGCUGUGAACUUUCCUUUUCAGCUCCACCACACCCCCGACGAGAGCAUAGACAUGAACAACCCGAGGGACGGUCUUCUUAGGUUCGUGAAGUCGCUUUCCCCCAAGGUAGUCACUUUGGUGGAGCAAGAAUCGAACACGAACACCGCCCCGUUCUUCCCGAGAUUCUUAGAAACUCUCGACUACUACUCAGCAAUCUUCGAGUCAAUAGACGUGACCCUAGCAAGGGACAAGAAGGAGCGCAUCAACGUCGAGCAGCACUGCCUGGCACGAGACAUCGUCAACGUCAUAGCUUGCGAAGGCCAGGAGAGGGUCGUGCGCCACGAGCUAUUAGGCAAGUGGAAAUCCCGGUUUACAAUGGCGGGGUUUCGCGAGUACCCUCUCAGCUCCUACGUUAACUCGGUAAUUAAAAGCCUCCUGAAGUACUACUCCGAGCACUACACGCUCGUGGAGAAAGACGGGGCCAUGCUGCUCGGGUGGAAACAGCGCAACCUCAUCUCCGCUUUGGCUUGGCAUUGACAAACAAACAAACAAACAAACAGACAGACAGGUACAGAAAAUCUCGGAGGCAUCCAUUGAUCCAUAGAUGUCUUGUUUCUAGCACACACUAGGUUGGAAAACAAAAGGAAUAAACACUCUUCUGGUAUGACUAUACUAUACAGAGAUAGAGCAGCAUGUAUACAAGGUUUUCUUGAUGUAACAUAAAACAUGAUGUUGGUACUACUUUGAUUUCUUGGUUGUUUUUAGUCAUAUCAGUUAUAUAUACUUUUACAGAUA
Ipomoea nil (Japanese morning glory) is the source of this 2136-nucleotide messenger RNA. RefSeq names its product chitin-inducible gibberellin-responsive protein 1-like. Gene Ontology annotation, molecular function: sequence-specific DNA binding; DNA-binding transcription factor activity. Bases 241 to 1878 code for a protein of 545 amino acids. The transcript has 2 exons. The record is from RefSeq and is a predicted model, not a curated record. NCBI's taxonomy places the organism in Eukaryota, Viridiplantae, Streptophyta, Magnoliopsida, Solanales, Convolvulaceae. Gene Ontology annotation, biological process: regulation of DNA-templated transcription. Gene Ontology annotation, cellular component: nucleus.